Molecule: messenger RNA, 2186 nt
Organism: Sceloporus undulatus (fence lizard)
Lineage: Eukaryota; Metazoa; Chordata; Lepidosauria; Squamata; Phrynosomatidae
Product: zinc finger protein 3-like
Exons: 6
Coding region: 34-1821 (595 amino acids)
Biological process (GO): regulation of transcription by RNA polymerase II
Molecular function (GO): RNA polymerase II cis-regulatory region sequence-specific DNA binding; DNA-binding transcription factor activity, RNA polymerase II-specific
Source: RefSeq, a predicted model, not a curated record
UCCUGCCUCCUUCCUACUCCAUGCAGAGAUUUCAUGCCAGAGCUUCUUCUCUCCAUUGUAGCCUUUGGUUGGGGAGACCCCAGCUCUUUCCAAAAACCGACUACUUUUUCUCUGACAAAUACUUUUGUGCUUCAAGAGUGCAAUAGCCUCCUCACAGCAACACACCUUUUGUCUUGUGGGACUCAACAACCCAGAGAGGCGGGUCUCAGUCCAAGAAAGAAAUCAGCCAAAACUGACCUAGAGUCCAAGUCCAAAAUGGAAGGCUUACACAUGGCUGGCUCCAAUGUCAUCAAGUUUGAGAUCAACGAAGUAUUUUGGGAAAAGAUGGCACUGGAAAGCCUGUGCGAGGAAAGUCUCGGCUCUGAUGCCUGCUGCCGGCGCUUCAGGCGGUUCCAGUAUCAUGAGGCUACGGGGCCCCGAGAGGUUUGCAGCCGCCUCCAUCAUCUCUGCCGCCAGUGGCUGAAGCCAGAGCAACACACAAGAGCUCAAAUCUUGGACCUGGUGAUCCUGGAGCAGUUCCUGAGCAUCCUUCCCCCAGAGAUGGAGAAUUGGGUCCGGGAAUGUGGGCCAGAGACCUGUUCCCAGGCGGUGGCCCUGGCCGAAGGUUUCCUCCUGAGUCAGACUGAGGAGAAGAAACAGAAAAAGCAGCAGAUUCUAUUUGGAGGAGUGCCCACUGAAUUUCCUGAGAUAAAGUUCCUGAGGUCUCCAUUGGACAUCAGUCGUAGGCUGCCGUCUAGGUGGAAGAUGCAGCGGGAUCAGGAAAGUGUCGCCUCACUGGGUGGUGAUAUGACAUCAGCAGUCCAUCCGCUACAAGAUGAAGUUGAAACAGAGUUUAUGCAACUCGAUCAGGGUUUGUUAACCUUUGAAGACGUGGCUGUGUAUUUUGAUGAGGAAGAGUUGGUGCUUUUGGAUCCAGACCAAAGAGCCCUCCACAGGGCAGUCAUGGAGGAGAAUUUUUGGAAUGUGGUCUCUCUGGGUACUGAAAUCCUGAGGACCACCAGAGAGAGGGAGAAUGAGCAAGAAUCCCAUAGGAUGGUGUUGGAAAGAGCCAGAUGCAAAGAGAGCAAAGAGCGAAGAAGGAAAACUGAAGUGAAACAAAAGAGGAGGAAAAAAACUGUGGUUUGUCCUGAGGGUGGCUACCAGGAAAUCUCAAUCCAUGACAAAAUAGACAAAGCAAAGAAAAGUUAUAAAUGCCCCAUGUGUGUGAAAGGCUUCAGUUCUAAAUCAACUCUCAAUCUCCACUGGAGAAUCCACACAGGAGAAAAACUGUUUCAGUGCUUGGAGUGUGGAAAGAGCUUCAGCUGCAACUCAAGCCUGAAGACCCACAAGCGGACCCACACAGGGGAGAAACCGUUCAAGUGUCCGCUGUGUGGGAAGGACUUCAGCCAGAGCAUCAAUCUCACUUGCCAUCUCAGAAUCCACACGGGAGAGAAACCAUUUAAAUGCUUUGAGUGUGGCAAGCGCUUCAACAAGAAGGGUGACCUUAGCAGACAUCAAAGAAUCCACACAGGGGAGAAGCCAUACUCGUGCCUAGACUGUGGUAUGAGUUUUCGUCACAAAGAGAGCCUUAAAAACCAUCAGAGACUGCACACGGGGGAACAGCCCUACAAAUGCUUAGAGUGUGGAAAGAACUACUCUAGUAGCACCAGCUUAACUAAGCAUCAAAGAAUCCACACAGGGGAGAAGCCUUAUAAGUGCUUAGAAUGCGGGAAGAGCUUCCAGGCAAAUGGAGACCUUACUAGACAUCAGAGAAGCCACAUAGGAGAUAGACCCUACAAAUGCUUCGAGUGCGGAAAAGCCUGCAGUCAGAGUGAGGCCUAACCUUGCCAUCAGAGGAUUCACAGAGAUCAGCUCGGAAAAGCAAGGAUCACAAUUUUUGGGUGUUAACACAACAAUCCCUAUUCCAAAGCUUUAAUUGUUGCGAAAAAGAGCUUACUUUGUAUGCUAAUCAUCUCUUAACAAUCAUGCUAUUUAUUAUUUUACCUUCCAGUUCAUGGGACCUAACUCCCCACUUGUUCGAAUAAAUGAUAUGUUAUACUAAAUUUUCAGCUUCUGGCCGUGUGCAUUUCUUAGUGCUUGUUUAUCAGUGUAGUGCUGUGUCAACCAUAAUAUGACUGUUUGUUACCAAAACAAACCUUUUGAUAGAAAAGAAGAAUUAAGGUAAAACUUGAAGUAUUUUUUUUAAA